ACGGGAACCAAAACCUCGACUCUCUUGUUUCCGCCUGAUUUCUAAGAGGGCACCUUUCGCGCGUUCCGGAACCUAAUGACCGCUACACUGCGGAAACCACCCUGAGGCACCGAGGCGUCUUCCGCAAGGUUCGAGUUGCUUAUGGGUGACUAAAACUGAAAAAAGUGAAACCGUGGAUAAGGGGACUUCCACAAAGUAAGGCAAAGGUCAUCACUUAGUCAUCCAUGAGACCUCAGUGGUUCAUCCAGUGCAGCAUUGAAGAUCUGAUAUUGCUCAUCCCCCAAGCACUCUAAGAGCUAUCAGAAUGUGGAUAUCUGCCUUCCCUACUUUCACUCAGUGUGGAAACCAUGUGGGUACAGAAUCUGAAGUGACCAUACAUCUAUUUCAUAAGAAUGAAAUACCUUCAUCUCUUUCUUUUUUAAUGAUGUUCAGUUCUCAUCCUAUGAUCAUGGAAGUGUGCCAAGAGACUAUCAGCUAAUAGAAGAUGAUCUACAAUAUAUCUCAUAUAUUUAUGAUCUUAGUGUGUUACUAAUGAAAAGAGUGCAAGGAUACACACCCAUAAUUGUGAGACAAGUGAAAGUACAGAGAACAGAAAUACCAAGACAGUUAUUUGGGAACGGAGAAGACAGUUAUUUGUGAAGCAACCAGAGUUCAAAGGGCAGAGCAGAUAGAGAUUGGAAGAGCUGGCAAGAUGGCAGCUGUGUGAUUCUGGAUGCACCAAGAGGGCAAUGUUGAGAAAGAUUAAUUAUACAAAGACUUCACUAGGUAAACUGCACAUAUGAAAGGAAUUAGAAAGAACAGAGAUCCUUCAGGCCAUGGAGCAAAUUUGACUGUGAAUGAGGAAGAAAGGGAGAGAAGAUUGAGUGGAAACAUCUAAAACUUCUGGCCAUGGAAGAACCAUUUGGAAUCACUGGGGCAAAAUCAGCCAACAGAGUCUCAAGUGUCCCUGGAACAAGUCUACCUAAGCCUCUUCAUUGCACUUAGGUAUUGGCAGUAAGCAGCUCUUGGGCCUCAGAGGUGAUUUUAAAGCAUAGAGCCUGGGGUCACAUCACUUAAGUUCCAUAUAGUAGUAGAAAGAUCUAUAAGAUAAAUUAACCCAGCUCUCACAUUUGCUUAACCAAGAAUAGAUGGAAGAAUUCAUCAGAAUGCAAGCUAUUGGCAUGUACAGGGAUCAGAAAAAAGAGCAAAUGUAGAAAUGAGCUCUAAGGGGCAGUAAAGAAUAAGCGGAUUCAGUUGCCACAGGUCUUAUUUUUAUGCCUUGGACUAGAAGAGUUCAGUUUCAUGCUGAUCUCCUGAGGGAAGGCAUCUUGUGGACAGCAUCUCAUUUAAAAAUAAUAACUAUUCUUUAUCUGAUAAAUAUGGCAGGCUUCCUGCUUAAGCUUGCAUGGUAGGUGAGCAUACUGGCAGUGGCUGAGACAGAAGGGAUGGCUCAGAUUAUGGAAGCCCAUGUGACUAAAACACUAGAGGAAACAGAAGGCAUCAUCAAACACUAAAACCUCUUCUGAAAAUAGAAGGUAAAUAUAUAAACAAAUGGGGUUGCUAAGAACCAUGUCUACCCUAUUUGUAAAGCCACGGGAGAUUGCAUUGAGAAGGAAUACUGAGAAGCGAAGCAAAGACCUCACUGUGCUUUCCUGAGAACACUAGGUUGAGUCCAAAAGAAUUGGAAAAUGCAAAAAAUCUGCUGAACAUCAGCUGAAAUAAUAAUGUGUGUUCUUAAAACCCAAGACAUAAGCACUGUCUCAGUUACUGUGGUAGACUGACAACUGCUGGUCAGUCUGGAACACCCCACUGAACUGAAUUGUGGCGUUGGUGUGGAUGGCCCCCUCAGGAUUGCUGCCAUCAACAUAAAUAGGAGAACUGGAGAGGAGGAAGUGUGAUGUUGCUGGUUCUCCUGUUGUGGUUGGUUUUUCUGGAAGAGCUUGUUGAACUUCUUUCCUGAUAUGAACUUGGCUGUUCUCAUUGCCAGAGGAGCUCAGAACCUUGUUAUCGCUGAGAAUGGCUUCAGUUCACUUGCGGGGAGCUCUGCUCCUCACUCUGAGCAUCACUUCCUGGCUCCAGUGCAGAACCCUUAACCUACUGGCACAGAUCCUUCACCCUAGAGGCACAGACUUUGUAGUUUCCACUGCUAACUUUUGGGCCUUGUCAGCACAUAUCUGUGAAACAGAUUUGCAUGUGGCACUGUCAUGGGCUCUAGGACUCCAGAUGGACUUGUGAGGGGGCAUUGUCGUGGGCUCCAGGUCUUCAGCUGGACUCAUGCAGGAUAUUGCCAUGGGAUCCAGGGCCUUAGCUGGAUAUUUUGGAUCUUCAGUGUGUGGACAGAUUUCCUGAACUUUUUGUGUUUGAUUCCUUGGUUGACUACUAUAAAAUAAUCAAGAUCCCAGAAAUUCAACACAAGAACAGAAUAUUAAAAGCUGUUAGCGAAAAGAAACAUCUAUUAAGGAAAGCCUAUCAGCAUCACCACAGACUUCUCAACAUAUACAGUUAAAUCAAGAAGAGCUUGGAGUGAAUAUUUUGAGUCCUGAAAGGAAACACCUUCCAACCCAGAUUGAUGUAUCAUGCAAAACUAUCUUUCAAAAUUAAUGGAGAAACAAGAUACUUCCAUGACAAAAAACUGAAGGAAUUCAUGACCACCAAACUAAUCCUGUAAAUAAUGCUGAAGGACAUUCUAGAGAGAGAUAAAAAUAGACCAUGUUUCCAGGAACAGGGAAGACAGUAGAAUGGAGGGGAAAAUUAGGCAGUGAAUAGCAGAAAAGUAACAUGGCAGAGACGAACCAGUGCAUAUUGGCCAUAAUUCUCCAAUGAAAACAAACACAGGCAGUGUGGAUCAGGAGACAAGAUCCAUCAAUUUGCUUCACACAAGAAAUGCAUUUGACUUGAAAGGGGUUCAUAAACUGAAAGUCAAAUGGGAGAGAACAAUACUCUCUGGGACAGGGACCUGGAAGAAAUGGAGGUAGCUUGCCCAUCGGCUGCAGACUGCAUAAGAAAGCCAUGGCACUUUUAUACAGUGGAAAGCUACUGAGCUAUAAAGACAGAUAACCUUGAGGCUCUUUGUAAGUAAAUGGAUACAACUUGAGAUCAUGCUCAUGAAUGAAAUGGUUCAGAGUCACAUGGGUGAAUAUCGUGUUGUCUCCCUAGUAUGAAGAACUAGAGGAGUUGGUGGGAUCCAAAAUGCACAGUACAUACUGUGAAAGUGAACAGGGAAGAAGUACCUAAAGAAAGAACUCAGCAGUCAUUCUGAAUCUAUUAUGGUGAUUUGAAACCCAUAUUUUUCUCAUUGUUCUAUUUAGUUUGGUAUUUUUCUGUUUUGGUUUGUCUAAUCUUAUUGUAUUUAAUGAUAUGGACAGCUAUUUCAAAGAUAACAAAAUAUAGUAGCUAUUAUUGAUUUCCUAUUAGCAUGUUUGGAAGCUCAGUAUAGCUUUCAUUGUUUUGUUUUGACUGCUUUUAUUGUAUUUUGUUUUGAUUUUAUCAUGUCUGAUGGUAUAGGCAACUACUUUGAAGAUAAGUUGCAGUGUGGUACCCACUAUGGUUUCCCUAUUAUUUUGUUUUGAAGUCCUGUACUGCUUCCAUUGUUUUUUUUUUUCUUCUUCUGUACUCUUUUGUUGUAUUUUAUUAUGCCUGAUGUUAUGGGCAAUUCUUUUGAUGAUACCAAGAGGCAUUACAAUAACCAUUAUUGAUUUUCUUGUAUUUUGUUUUAAAAUCAUGUACCAUGUUCAUUGCUUUGUUUUGAUUGGCUCCAUUUUGCUUUAUUUCAUUUGGUUUUACUCUCUUCAAUUGAAAAUAAUGUGAAAAAACCAGGAACUGAACCUUAAGAGCAUCUUUCUGCUCCUUUUAUCCUUUAAUGGACUGACCCAGCAAUCACACACCCUUAAUCCCAGCACCUUUUUUCCUAGCAUUGUACCUCCUAUCAAUCAUACACUCUCGACUCAGCCACCUCCAAAAUACUCUAUGACCCCAUGAGGUUUGGCAUGGCAAGGUAUCCAGACACAAACCAUAACUACAUUGUGUAUGCAUGCCAUUAUUGGAUCAAUGAUUUUUAUAUUGUUUGACAUCCUGUAAACUUAAUACUCCCAGUAAUCAUAUGAAGUAAAUUUUAUUAUAGGUUGAGAAAUUUCACCUGUUUAAAUACUUGAGACUCUAACCUGCUUGUAUAAAGCAAAAGCAAAAUAAAUUGUAGAUGAUAAAUAAAAAAAGAAAAAAUACCCCAAAAUUAAGGCAGUAAAAAAUAGGAAACCCAUAACCUACUGUAGACUGAUGUAAAAAAAAUAGGGAAGUAUUGUAGUAGAGUCCUACAUGCUACUUGAGUCUUUGGAGUCAGAUAUUUUUAAGAUGCCAGAAUUUGCUGUUGUUUUAGGAAAACAAUACAGAGCACAGUCUCAGUAUUACAGAAAUUCCUGGAUAAGUACUAGGGCUAUUUCCAGGCAUCCAAUGUAUUGGGAUCUGUAAACAUAGGCCCUGCUGCUUUGCCCUAGCCACUUCUAGCUCAUAAAAGGGGGACCACAUGACUUGAAGUGGUUAUCUGGAAGGACAGACAUUCUCCUUGGACUACAGAUUUUCCUGUUGCCUCCCCUUCUAGUUCUAUGAAAGCUCCUGAGGGUAGAGUCACCUUGUUUCGCCCUACUUUCAAACCGAGCUCUUAAUGCUGGGGUAGAGAGGAUUGCAAGGUCUUCCUAGGAACUCUGUUUCCUUGGAGAGCUAUAAUUAGUCAGGUUGUGCAGGGAGAUAAUGGCACAAUUUCUCAACAUUGCAGUGCAGACAGCUGAGACAAAUCUAGUCACACCUAUACUGAAACUGAGAUCUAAGGCAAAGGUGGAGGACAGGACCACUUCUGGUAUCUGUGUUUGAGCUAGCCAAUUAUAGCCACAUCAUGACCCCAGGAAGUACCUGCACUUCUCUGAACCAAGUGAAAAAGAGUGAUGUCUGAAUCCCAGGCAAUAGAGCUUAAUGCACAGGGAUAUCCACGGAACGUUGGAGAGUGGUGCAGGAGCUGGGGACAUUAAAGAUGGCAUAAAAAGCUAGGCAAUGAAACUUUCAAAAUCUAAGACUUGUAGGAUUUAAAGUCUCAUAGAAACCCUACAGUUGUGUUGUUCCUCUACUAGGAUAAUGUCAAAUGGGAAAGAGAAAUCCUUCUUUAUUUUUCAAGAAAGACAGAGAUGAUAGAAACUAAUUCUGUUUUCUGGGACCAUCACUCCAGAUGCCACACCUCAGUGCCAGUGAUGCAUGGACUGCAAGUAAGGGAAAAGUGUCUUUGCCCUUCUGCCAUUUCUCAAGGCAGGGAUGAGUUGAACGAUGUGCCCCUGGAUAGCUGAGUUCAAGAAUAAACAUAAAACUCCCAUUGAACCCUUGGAAUAGGUCUAGAACAGGUGAAAGAUCAGAAGAGUAAUAGUUGUGAAAUCUUGCUCCAGUUUGGGACAGGGACAGGGACAGAAAGAGUGGAGAAAGCGGGAAAGUUCUUGCUCUCAAAGAUAGGAACUGAGGUGUGAGAGAGGUGAGCACCUUCCCUAUUUCACAUCUGACUGUUCAUACUGUGGAAGGCAGUAAAUAGGGCCUGCAUUUCCAAGGCGGGUACAAUUGAAGCAAAUACUACUUCAAGCUGGAUGAUCUUUGAUGAGAACCUCAAUAUCGCUGGUCCUUAGUGUUCUCUACUGAAAAAUUAAAACACUACCACCUUAGGAGGAGACCACUGUUCCAGUGAUUCAGGGUCAAAAAACAUUUAUGAUGGCCAAAAAUGCAAGCAUAAUAUGUGCUUUAAAAAUUCCUGUUUUCUGUUGGGCGCCAUAACUGUAGGGGAAGUAUUUUGUUGCUUUGCUUCUCUGGGUGAAAUGAGAAAUAGGAAUAGUACCAGGUCAAACCAUUACAUAUGCCUAAAGCGUCAGUUCAGAGAAAAAGGUCAGAGGUUGUCAGGACCUAUAGAUGUUUCUUUGUAUGUCCACAUAAAGUUUGAUUUGCAGAGUUGCCUGACAAUUGAAAUACUAUUCCCAUGAAGGAAAUUAAUGAGAAAGCUGAGCAGAGGAAAAUGAAGGUUUUGUUUGUGUUAUGGAUUAAGAGCUGGUGGUCAACUUAACGCCAGCAGGAUUACAUCAGCAUGGCAUUGGGCAAAGAUGCUCCACUUGAGGAAAGUUGCCAGGAUAAAUAGGUGGAGAAAAAGGGAGGUGUAGAUGGUUGAGGUAUAAGGAGGCAUUGUGGGUUCUCCUAUGAGUUGCUGUCUGAGCUGUUGGUUCUCCUGGAGUAGCCUUGGUCCUCACAUCAAACAUUGCUUCCUGGCUCCGGAGGGGAAGACAUGUGCUGCUUGGUCUCCAGGGUGAGCUCGUCAUGCUGCUUCCUAGCAUGUACCCUACUGUGCUUGUCGUCAGCGGAGCUUGGGGCAUUCGUGUUGCUGAGGACGGCUGUGAUGCCUUUCAGUAUAGCCCUGGUCUUUGUUGUGAGUGUGACUUCUCAGCUCUAGCAUAGAACCCUCAUCCCACUAGCACAGCUCCUUCAUCCUGCUGGCAUAGACGUUCUGGCUUCCACCACUGACCCUUAGGUCCUCACGGCACGGAUCUGUAAAAGAGACUGGUGUGAGUCCUUUUUGUGGGCUCUGGACCUCCAGUUCAACUUGUGGAGGCAUUGUCCUGAGCUCUUCAUUUUUGUCUGGACUCAUGUGGGACAUUGCUCUGGGGUUUAGGCUCUUGACUAAAUAAUCUAUGUCUUUGGUGUUGCGGAUAGAUUUCCUGCAUUUUCCUGUGUUAACUUCCAGUGACCAUUAUAAAAAUAUUAUAAACUCCAUGUCCUAAUCCUAAUUGUUCUCUGUGUACAACCCCUGGCUACAAACAGUUUGAAACUUUUCCCCCUAUUGUCGAGAGUGUCAUGGCCUAUGACCUCUGGAUAAAAAAAAAAAAACUACCUGAGACCCUUGGAACCUUGCCUGGCAGGCACCAAAAAUAAUUAUGAAUAAUUAUGAAAGCUGAAAGGAGCCAAACACUGUGUCCACUUCUAAAACAUAAACAGAAAAACUUCCCAUUUGUCAUAGAAAUACUUAAUUUAUCUUAUUUUUCUAAUUUAUAUAAAUGACCAGUGAUGUCCACAAAUCAAUUUGAGAAGUGUAUCUUUUGAAUUUUGAGGGACCUAUUUUUGUCUACAUUUCAAGGAAAUAAAAAUGAUACCUAUUUCUCAGAAAAAAAUUUAUAUUAUACAAUGAAAUAAUUCCUUCAAACUACUGAGCACUGUGAGGGAACUAAUUAUAUAAAGUAACAUCAUUUAAAGUGGAAAAGAAGCAAUGGUCUCUAUUGAAAAUGUUUAUUACCAAAGGAAAACAAAGGAAAUAAUUAGCACGCUUAGGUAUUUAGAGGGGACUCAUUGCUGAAAAUCUGAGUAAAUCUGUGAAAUUUUUGGUUUCUCAGGACCUUUUUUAGUUUCUCAGGACCUAUUCAGAACAUACUGCUUGUGUUGUCAUUGAAUUUUAUCCUAUUUAAAAUAUUCAUUUUAUUAAGAAAUCAUCUCUAGUUGAUAUACUAUAUAUCGUUAUCUUGUAAUAUAUCAACUAGCACUCUUAAUGGUUUUUUUGAAAUACUGUACAUUUCUACAUUUUUUCUGUUUUGUUUUUUUGAAAUAAAUUCAUUUUAUUUUAAAGAAGGUAAAACAAAACAUUAUAAAACAGAAGAAAGAAGAUCAGAAGAAAUCAAUGUAAGUGACAGGAUUUCAAAGCAAGACAACAGGAGAUCAACAGUGGCUACCAUAAUGCCUUUUAUUUUCUUCUAAAUAAUAGUCUAUAUCAUCACACACAAUGAAUUAGUACAAAACAAAAUAGUAUAAAACUGGUCAGAAUAGGAUAAUGAAAGCAUUAGAGGCAUUCAAAACCAGAUGGAAAAUCAACAAUGGCUACUGUAAUGUUUCUUAUUCUCUUCAAAAUAGCUGUUCAAAUCUUCAUAUUUGUUGAAGUUUUAAAAAUUCAUUUUAAAGUCUCUUUUUUGGCCAUUUUUUUUAAAAGAAAGAACUAACUUUGAGUUGUGGAAAUUAUUUCAAUGAUUUUUAAAUCUUAGUUUAAGGAGUUAUCAGAUGCCUCUAUUUCAUUCUCUGGAGAACCCUAAUUAAUAUUAACCACAUAUAAAUUAAUAUGUCAUCUUAUUGUAAUGAUAUAAAUAUCUUUUUCUUCUUUCUUCAGUCUGAUUUGGAUAACUGCAAAAUCAUUUUAUGUGGGGAGUGGCUGAGCCAGGGCUGAGCUUAAGGUAGGCAAACUCCUUGGAAGUAAAACAAGGCCGGUCCAGUAGGUGUCUGGGCUUGGUGUUCUUCUCUAUUAACCAUAGCACAGAUAGCUCUGAGAACACUUCCAGUGUUCUCAGCAAAACACUGGGACCUUGAACUUUGGGCCUCACUGGGUGCUGCUUCUUUUUUGACUGUGUAUAAAUAAAGACACAGACUGUGCUGGGUUGUCACUGCCUCUCCAUCAGAGAGGUCAGGUCCCUCACAGUCCCAGAGUUCUUUUAGUGUGUGUUUAGAGUUUUUCUUACUCUCCCAACACCCUCACUCAGGACCUGGCUGGUUACACAGGUCAUGACAAUUCUAUCAUUUAGGGACUCUGUAUACUAAGAUAGCAGAUCAAUGGACACCAGGAAUCAGUUUUCUUCCUGUUCGAGGAUUGCUUUUAGGUAGAAUAAUUUAUCGAAGUAAGAGCUCUUAAGGGAGAAUCAUUGUGUAUAGAGAUCAUUUUGUUAGACAUUCCACUUCUGCAGAAACUGACACCUACUAGGCCUACAGGAUUUCAUCUAUUAUUAAACAAAUAAAAUCACUUUUUAAGACUGCAUUGUUAAACAUCAGAAAAUACCGAAACAUUUAGAUCAAAUAGACAGUCAAACAAAGAUGCAUAGACUAACUUAAUGGUCAUGUACUUGAAGCAUCAGGUGGAUCCCUGUUGACUACUCCUCAAUAGAAAUCAUCUCCCAAUGUUCAUUUAAUAGCAUCAAAACCAGAAUUGCACUUUGAUGCCACUGAUGAGAGAAAGUAAUUGACAGUGUAUUAAUGAGGGAUAAAAGAAGGCUUCCACUUAAGUCAGGAGAGCAGCACUUCCUUUAUUAGGACAUCACAGAUGUAUACAAUUUUGUGCUAGCAAGAAUAGAAAGAAAUAGGUUAUUUGAGUUGAAAACUAAGUAGGAACAUAAAGUGAUACCCCUCCUAUGGAAGGCAAAUUUACAGGGUUUAUCACUUAAAUUAAAAAAAGGAACCAUGAUGAUAUGGCAGGAGCACUUCCAGGGCUCCAUUCUAUAAAAAUGCUUGUACAGAUAGCAAAAGAUCUUGUAGGACAACGAUAACUGCAGCAUUACUUGAAAUUAUAAAGUCAUGGAACCAAAUUGAUUUCAACAAAACACAUAAAGGUUAGAUAAUAGUACAACAAAAGAAGAAACACCUUUGUUAAAAAUAAUUCAGAAGAUAAUAAGGAUCCUGACUCUUACUACUAACAGUAGAGAUGGAGGAAUUACUAAAACUAGGCCCAGCCUCUAGGUAUUACUGCUUACAUACUACUAAUGAUACCUUCAUAUCCUAAAGUCGUGCUUAGAUUACACUGCCUUUUCCCAUUCCCUGUUUCAAGGACUUCCUUAUCUCCUCCACUACCUUUUUUCCCUUGGACUUUCAUGGCAGUAAUGGUUGGGGGUUGGGGGGAAACAAGUAACCAAUAGAUCAUGUGAGCUGUUUAAGAAAGAUAUGUUUUUUAGAUCUAAUCUUUGAGGAAGUGACCAAACUCCUUGCCCUCCCUGGGUGGGUUCAAAUCAGCAAUUUUUCCAUUAGCAGCCAAAUGUUCAAACCAAUUGUCCUACAGGGCACUGCUGCCAGCUCCUUAUCAUUCUAAUGGCCAGUAAACUCUCACUAAAUGCUAGCCAGUACCAUCAUCUUUUGCAAGGCAACUGGACAAACUCGAAAUCCUUGAAAAUUUAACCUGAGCAAUUACAGCGACAGUUGAGCUGUUGGUCCCAUUUGAAAUUCCUACAUGGAGUGAUAGGUAAAUAUCUUGACCUUUGUCUCAGAACCCAGACACCCCACAGACACCUGGUCCCAGACCCACAUUUGAGUGAGAAGUGACUAAGGGAAGCUGAAUGCCCAGGAUGCUAGGUUAGGAUGUGCUGAAAUAGUACAUUUUAGAGGCUACACUACUCAGACCUUGUAUAAACAGAAAGAACUCUAAAGAGGCCCAAUCUGCAAUCCCUUGUCUACAAUGAACAACCCAGGACGCUAGCCUCCUGUAAAUCAGACUUGUAGGAAGUCAGACUGUUAUAUGUAAUAAAAAAAGACACAGAUAGAUAGAUUCAGGAAAGUUAGCAACUUCCCUAACAAGCAACUCAAAAUAGCCAGAACUUGAUCAAUAACUGACACCACACCCUUCGUCCUCCUUGCCAUUUAGGAACAACCAGGGAAUGCCAACUGUGCACCUCUAACUAAAGGCAUGGAAUACCCCACGUUGUUUACGAGUAGUGGGGGUUGAGUGCAGAAUUAGCUCAACUAUAGGGUCCUCACUGAACAGCAUUUAACAAGGCACAUCUGAAGCCUCCUGUUUUUCUAUUAGAAAGCUUUCCUGCUUCCAUCUGCAUUACUCUGUCAAAUGCAAGCGCAGGUGCCUACUUCCUCAUCAUCAAGCCCAGAAUAAAUUGUUUUGUUUUUCUGACCUAGCUCCUCUUCCUUUAUUUCCAUGCUUUGCCAACUUUAUUAAGCUACUCCUUUGGAGAAUUUGUAGUGGAAAAUACUGUGGAUGAAAGGGUUUAUUUUUGAAAUUAUUUUGGUAUACACAUAGGAAACACUUUAAAAGGGGGAAGAGAAAAAAGAAAAGAGAACCAUAAAGGCAAAUUUUCACCUCAUGAGCUUCUCCAGCCCAUAAAAAGCCAAGAAGAAAAAUGCCCUUCCAAAGUGAUCAGUCAUCCACAAAGAUGUUGUUAAAUAGGGAUGUGGAUCAAUUUCACAAAGAAGCCCAUGAAUUCCUUGAUAAAUCCUGUUACUGUUACCUUGGCAAUGUUCUGCAAUUCUUUUCUGUCUGAUUUGGUGCAUUUUAAUCAGCCGAAUGGAGUCCUUCACAAGCUGCAGACUUGGUUCAACAAACUGCAAUACCUGAUCCAUGAUUGCCUGUUUGCCACUAUAGGGACAUGUAGCCGAUAAAAGGUUUUGUGAAGAGGAAAUCAAUCUUACAAAGAUUUUAUUCUCCCCAAUCCCACCAUCCCCCCCGCCCCCACAUCCAUUGGGACGGGUCCCAGAGGGCACUGCACCCUCAGGCGCCACGUUCUUUGGAACAGGUCACAGAGGGCACUGCACCCUCAGGCGCCACGUCCUUUGGGACAGGUCAUAGAGGGCACUGCACCCUAAGGCGGAGUGGCAGCUCUGGGCGCUCAGCCAGACUGCGAUCCAGGGCUCUGCGUGGUUCCCCCUGGAGCAGGAGGAAGCAGGGCCGAACUGUAACCGGGAGGAUAAAGGAACAGAAGCCAGGUUGAAUUUAGGACCAGCCAAGGCGAUCCACUCGGAAACGCGCAGACGCACUUGGCUGUGUAUCCUGAGGAUUGAGAAUUGUUUUAUGAAAGAAAAACGCAAAAACUUUAGCCAGCCCGAAAACAAAGCAGGUUUUAUUGCUCUCACCAGCUUGGAGGGAAGAUGUGGCUUUUGACAGCUCUUCUCCUUUGGGUUCCAGUUGGUGGGCAAGUGGCAAACUUCACAAAGGCAGUGAUCAUCUUGCAGCCUCCGUGGGUCAAUGUUUUCCGAGAAGAAAAUGUAACUUUGUGGUGUGAGGGACCCCAGCUGCCUGGGCACAGCUCCAUAGAGUGGUUCCUCAAUGGAACAACCAUUCAGACCUCAACUCCCAGACACAACAUCACUGCAGCAAGUUUCAGUGACAGUGGUGAAUACAUGUGCCAGACAGGGCUCUCAGCACCAAGUGAUCCUGUACAACUGGAAAUCCAUGGAGCUUGGCUGCCGCUUCAGCCUUCCAAGAGAGUCCUCACUGAAGGAAAACCUUUGACCAUGAGGUGUCAUGGAUGGAAGAAUAAGCUGGUAUAUAAUGUGGUCUUCUAUCCAAACAGGAAGCCUAUUAAGUUUUCUGAUCGAGAUUCUGCACUCACUAUUCUGAAAGCCAACAUGAAUCACAGUAGUGUGUAUCACCGCUCAGGCAAGGGACCUGUCCCUUCACCUGUACCCUUCACGUCAACAAGAGUACCUGUGAUGGUGAAAGGCCUCCAGUCACUAAUUUCUGUCUUGCCUUAUAUCAUUUACUACACAACCUUGACCCUACAGUUUUUGCUACAUAUGUAUGUCUGUGUGGGAUUAUGUCAAGAUCUGCCAAGUGAGUUAAACUGGAAUUGGGAAUCAGCUUCAGCUUCUGAUCAUGGAGAGGAAGUAACUUCGGAAAAUCCCAAAGACAUUUAGAAGAAGAGGUGAAAUAUCAGGAACAAGACCCACAGUGAUAAAGGACACAUUGAAGCCCAGCAGGGAGACAAGCAUUUGCUCAGAGGGUGACCAUAGAUUUAGGGACAGUCCCUUCCUCUUCCUCACUGUGGUAGUGCUUAGACAUAAAUAUCUGAAAAUUAAAUGUCACUUUCCAAAGCUUAUAACUGUGGGUUCCAUAGCUUAUAAUCCUUAAGUAAAGCUGACUUCAGUUGAGACAAAUGUGGAAAUUUGGUAAUCAAAGAUAAUUUUAAAUGAGAUCUACUCUAAAUAAAUCUUCAAAAGUUUGAAAGCCAAAAAAAUUUAGAAAUCAAAUCUAAUUCUACUAAUUUGAAAACUACUAUAUUUUGAAGAACAGGAUAAAAAUUGAGUGUAGGGGUCAGGGAUUCAGCUCAGUGGCUCAAGCACUUGUAUGGAAAGUGUGAAGUCAUGAGUUUGAUCCCUGAUACCAAAACAAGGUGAGUGUAUGCAUAACUACAAAGGAUUGAGGCACAAAAUGAGAGUGAAAAAGAAGAGAUAGAGGAAGGCACGCUGACAUGUGCACACACACACACACACACACACACACACACACACACACACACACUGUGAGUGGGCAAGGGGUCAUGGAGACCAGAAGGAUGGGUGGAGGGUGGAGAGAAGGCAAAGAAGAAAAUAAAACUUAUACAUCUGUGACUUUUGAGAAACUUUGAGAAAGAAAGCUCACAUUUGUGUGUUUAAAAUAGUUACUUUCCUGGCUUUUCUAGUUAGAAUAGAGCAUUUCCAAUCGUGUUAUAGACGUGCAAGGGAGAAAAUCAUGAGCAGAAAUGGCCGUGUAGUUCUUGGCUUUUCAUUUGAGGCUUGCUCCAACCCUCUCUAUCCAGAGACCCCAGACAUCAUGUCGGUCCACUCCAGGCUCUGGUCUACAGGAAGGCAGAAUGUGGUUGCUGUUUUCUGUAAUUAACCCAGGUCUCUAAGAAUAGGCUCCAGGGAAUUUCAAGGAGGGAAAAGCACUGAGAUCAUAAAGUCCUGGCCCUUACCUUCAGAGAUUUACUCUACUCUUCUGAUUCCUAGUUGGACGAUAUUUUGGAACAAAACAUUUUCCUACUACUCUA
Molecule: messenger RNA, 13478 nt
Organism: Cavia porcellus (domestic guinea pig)
Lineage: Eukaryota; Metazoa; Chordata; Mammalia; Rodentia; Caviidae
Product: high affinity immunoglobulin gamma Fc receptor I-like
Exons: 7
Coding region: 11599-12366 (255 amino acids)
Biological process (GO): cell surface receptor signaling pathway
Cellular component (GO): plasma membrane
Molecular function (GO): transmembrane signaling receptor activity
Source: RefSeq, a predicted model, not a curated record